CCCGUCUUCUGUACUAGCCCAUGAAAACAAUUAACACAUAUCCUCUAGGCAGAAACCCCAAACAUCCGCAACACUAACAUCAACAUUUUCCUGUCACAAUCUGUGCUCGUGCUCCAGAUAUUUGAUCCCAGCAGAUAUGGCUACUCUUAACUUGUCCACCAACGGGCCUUCAAUAGCAAAGAGCUACCAGGCCGUGGUCGACUCGGCUCUGCCCGGUUCGAACUCUCCUACUCACGGACAAUGGGUUGUCUUCUCCGUUUCGACACCUCUUAUCAAUGCCUUCCAGCAAGACUCUGGCAAUAAGGAAAGUGUCUUGAAGGUUCAAAAUACCGGAGCUGGCGAGCUGGUGGAUCUGAUUGAAGAGUUCUCUGAGGGCAAAAUUCAGUUUGCUUUCGUAAAGAUUCUCGAUCCAAACUCGGGGCUCCCUAAGAAUGUGCUUAUUGCCUGGUGUGGGGAGGGCGUACCUGAGCGUACUAAGGGAUAUUUCACCAGUCAUCUCGCCGCUGUUUCCAAAUUCCUGCAUGGUUAUCACGUGCAAAUAACCGCUCGUUCUGAUCAGGACCUGACCGCGGAGGGUAUAAUACAGAAAGUGGGGGAUGCGUCCGGAGCGAAGUAUACCCCUGGGCCAGAUCGGCCUACAUCUACUGCAAAGCCCCCGGUAUCAACUAAACCUGUCUUUAACCCCACACGGACCGGUGGCACUGCUGCGAACAAUCCAGCAGUUGUUGCAUCACGAGUGGCUGCGACAAUGAGUGGGGAUGAUGGCUGGGGUCCUGACGCGCCCCCAGUUACGAGGACUGGUCUUCAAAAAGUCCAGUCAGCUUACAGGCCCACCAAGGUGAACAUUCAAGAGCUCAAAGCCGGUGGGCAGUCUGAUUCUGGCUUCGCGGUUUCCCGAGACACCGAGGACCGUGACGAAAUUGUCAAAGGGGGCUACAAGCCUAUCGGGAAGGUCGACAUUGCUGCCAUAAGAAGACAAGCACGUGAAGCAGGCAAUCUGGCUGACGAUCGUCCUGAGCCUGUGAAAGGGGCAUAUCAGCCAGUUGGGAAGGUCGAUAUCGCUGCUAUCCGGGCUAAAGCACAGGGUGGGAUCACUGAUCCAGUCAACGAGCCAACCUCUGUCGAGCCAAGGCCUUUACCGAAAAUGACUGGGUCCUUUAAGCCGUCCAAUGCAUCUCCUGUUGCAAGCCAAUAUGAACGUCUGACAAGCUUACCAAAACCGAAAGUUGCAAAGAAUAUCGCUUCAAAUGCCACAUUCGUCGGAACGAAGCCCCCCUUGCCUACCCAAACAUCUCAGGCUACGGCACCGUUAGUGGGCAGUGCGAGUCGUACAUUUGCGGAUGAAGGGGGAAAGACGCCCGCACAGCUCUGGUCAGAGCGCAAGGCUAGGGAACGUGGUUCAGCUUUUCACUCAACGCCAUCCGACUCACCCGAUGCGGAGAUAAAUACACCAAUCCACACUGAUGUUGAGUCACUGCAGGGCAACUCCUCCAAGCACCCGGUACAUGUUGCCCAAUCUCGCGAUAUACCACAAUCUUCCGAACUUCCUCUACGUACAGAGAAAUCAGAUCCUGGCUUAGACACGCAGUCUGUACAGGAAAGCACAGAUGUUGAUCCUGGCCACAUAAGUCACGACAAGUAUGAGAGCUUGAAACAUGAGAAGGAAUUGGGUCCGGCGACUAGCCGCGCCAUGCCUGUGCCAGAACUUCCGACAACUAUACCGGCGACUGAUUCAGAAGGAUCUCAUCAGCCUGAAGGCUUUGAUUCGCUUCCUACGCCUCCCCAGCAGCCUCGGUCUCCUACUCCUCCUACACCUUCAAUGACAGAGCGUGAACUUUCACCCAUACGUGUGGCUGCUCCUGUUGGUAAGGGACUGACGGAUGUUCAGAGUGAACAGCAGUCACCGCCUCCUGCACUACCUACUGAAAGCUUGCAGCAGGCGUUGCCAAAGGAAGAUGACUUGGAAGAUGACGCGCACGAUAUUGGGCGUGCAACAGCUGAAGCUACUGUAAAUGAGGACGUUCAGCAUACGUCUAUCCAGGCGGUAGUGCUUUAUGACUACGAGAAAGCAGAGGACAAUGAGGUUGAACUUAAGGAAGGCGAGUUCGUGAGCAACGUCGAAAUGGUCGACAAGGAUUGGUGGCUGGGGUCCAAUGUCCAAGGUGACAGAGGUCUGUUUCCCAGCAACUAUGUAGAGAUUGUCACAAACCCUUCGCAGAGCCACGAUUUGGCGGAUAGGCAAACUCCUCUGGUCGAUGAAAGAGCUCCGUCCUUGUCCAAUGUUGAAGCUGCACCAUCUACCAUCGCCCCUGAACCAGAACCUAUUGCAGUCGCAUUAUACGACUAUGAGGCCGCGGAGGACAAUGAACUGAGCUUCCCUGAGGGCGCUGAGAUAACACAUAUUGAGUUUCCGGAUGAUGACUGGUGGUUCGGCCACUAUGAUGGCAAAACGGGGCUAUUUCCUGCUAACUAUGUGCAACUUGGAAAUUGAUAGAUGGCACCUCUUGUGUGUGCGCACUGACUCUCAUCUGGCCCCAAGUAAAGAUGCAGUGGCUGUCUGUAUGUUUGUCGCCCUCCUCCCAUAUAAGAUUAAUCAGAUAUACCUGAAGAAGCACUUACAUACAGCAACUGUUUAUCUCUGCAUCUGGGUAGAUUCAUUUCUUAAUUUAUAUUCUUAUUCUUGUACUUGCUCCUAUUGUGGUUUGCAUGGUCUGUAUACUACCGAUAGAGUACUAAAUAUUAUAACACAUAUUUCAACUUCC
This is a messenger RNA of Aspergillus fijiensis CBS 313.89, 2762 nucleotides long. RefSeq names its product putative actin binding protein. Lineage: Eukaryota; Fungi; Ascomycota; Eurotiomycetes; Eurotiales; Aspergillaceae. Gene Ontology annotation, biological process: regulation of actin filament polymerization. The transcript has 5 exons. The coding region runs from base 137 to 2491 and encodes 784 amino acids. Gene Ontology annotation, molecular function: actin filament binding. The record is from RefSeq and is a predicted model, not a curated record. Gene Ontology annotation, cellular component: site of polarized growth; cortical actin cytoskeleton; actin filament.